Molecule: messenger RNA, 711 nt
Organism: Parnassius mnemosyne (clouded apollo)
Lineage: Eukaryota; Metazoa; Arthropoda; Insecta; Lepidoptera; Papilionidae
Source: the annotation of a GenBank genome assembly
AUGAAAUCUAUUUCAUCACAAGACACAAUAAAAGUAUUGAAAAAAAUUUUUUCACGAGCCGGAAAUCCUGCUAGUAUAACAGCCGAUAAUGGUAGACAAUUCUGUAGUCAGGAAUUCAAAACAUUUUGUACUGAACAAGGAAUAACGCUUUUUAAUACGAUCCCUUACUGGCCUCAGCAAAAUGGUGAAGUAGAGAGGCAAAACAGGGAUAUCCUUAAACGACUGCGAAUAAGUCAGUGCGAAAAAUCAGACUGGAAAGAUGAUUUGUUAAAAUACCUAAUGAUGUAUAACAGUACUCCUCAUCCUUCCACAGGAAAGUCUCCAUCCGAGCUGUUCUAUGGAAGACAAUUCAGAGACAAACUACCUUUUUUAACGGACCUCGAAAAUAGUUAUGAUGAUCAAGAAAUAAGAGACCGGAACAUAGAAAGAAAAGAUAAAAGCAAAUUAAACGAAGACAGGAAAAGAAGAGCUGUUGAUAGGGAACUAGAAAUAGGAGAUAAAGUGUACGUGAAGAACUUGAUAAAAGAAAAUAAAUUAGUUUCAGAAUUUAACCCAACCCCCCAUACUGUUAUUAGCUCCAAAGGCAGUGACAUAAACAUAAAAAAUGAUGAAACUGGUCAGGAGUACAGGAGGAAUAUCGUACACCUUAAGAAAGUGGAAGGUCAAUGGAAAGUUGUUGAUCAGGAUAAAGAAGUUCAGAUUGAUAAUUGA